CCGUACGUGUGAAGCAGCUAUUCCCUCAGAGUGUUCUAGAAGUACAGGUGCUCCGAGAUUCUGGGGGCAGUUUGUAGUAGAGGUGCUACUGCUACUGGAGAGCGUCGCCGUGGGAAUGAGACCCUUCCCUGUCCCCCUGCCAGCCGUAGCCCUUCUUCUCUUCACAGUGCCCACCUCCCUUUGCCGUCUGAAAUGCAAGGAGGGACACAGUGGGCCCACACACGAGUCCCUCCAGGAUGUGUUCGACAAGAAGUCCUUCCGACCUGCCGUCAAUCUCAGCAACCCGACCAUAAGCAACAUCUCCUUUACCCUCUACGCCAUCCUGGGUGUGAAUGAAAAGACCCAGAUUCUGACCACUUUUCUAUGGCUUCGGCUGUACUGGAUUCAUGAGUUUUUGGUGUGGGACCCAGGCGAGUGUGAGGGUGUGCAGAAGAUCUCACUUCCGGUCAGAGAGCUGUGGUCACCUGACAUCAUCGUCUACGAGUUUGUCGAUGAUGACGUCUCCCAACAGUGCCCAUAUGUCUACGUCAACCACACAGGCCACAUUCGCUAUGACAGGAUGCUCAGGCUCGUCAGUGCCUGCAACUUGGAGAUCUUCAACUUCCCCUUUGACAUCCAGAACUGCUCGCUGACCUUCGGCUCCUACAUGCAUACCAUCCGGGAUGUCCGAGUCAGUCCAGCCUUGUCAUUCGAGGAGAUGUCUGGGAACUCCAAGCAGUACCUGGAAGCCAGUGGCGAAUGGGAGCUGGUAGUCAUCCAAGGCAAGCCGGACAUUCUGAAGUUUGGCAUUGAUGAGUGGGACAUCAUCACAUUCUGGAUCGUGAUCAAGAGGCAGCCAGUGCUCUAUGUGGUGAACCUGCUCAUCCCCAGCUCCUUCCUCAUGAUCAUCGACAUCCUGUCCUUCUACCUGCCACCGCACAGCGUCGACCGUGCCUCCUUCAAGAUGACCCUCAUCCUGGGCUACACCGUCUUCCUGCUCAUCAUGAAUGACCUGCUGCCCAGCACGGCGAAUGGGACACCCCUCAUCGGUAUCUACUUCUCCGUGUGCUUGGCACUCAUGGUGAUCAGCCUGCUGGAGACUGUGAUCAUCACCAACAUCCUGCACUCCAUGAAAUGCCGUGACGUGCCCCGCUGGGUGCGGGUGCUGGUGCUGGGCUAUAUCGCACGCCUCAUCUGCUACUCCAAGCCCGACGAGCCACCCCCAGACACCCAGAACCACGAGGAUGCUGGGAGUAGCUAUGCCCACAGCAAGAACGGCGGCACCAGCAGAGAAGUGGCCCCAUUGCCCCUCAGCGUGCCCGAGCUGGUGCAGAUCUCCGCAGACCUGCACGAGAUGCGGACCCACCUGAGCAGCCUGCAGAAGGAGGACGCCCUGCACGAGCAGUGGCGUCACGUCGGCUACGUGCUGGACUUCCUGCUGUUCCGCAUCUACAUGCUCAUCAUCACUCUUUACGCUCUGGUCAUCAUCGUGAUGUGGUGCGUCUGGUACCGCCAGUAGGCCCAGCACCAUCACUCUGGGCACAGGGGAGUCAAGCAAAAGUCCCAGGUAGUAAAAAAAAUCACUGCUUAGCCGCCUCAUUAGGGAGAGUGAUCAAUAAAAAGUUGUUUGUUGC
Molecule: messenger RNA, 1613 nt
Organism: Brienomyrus brachyistius
Lineage: Eukaryota; Metazoa; Chordata; Actinopteri; Osteoglossiformes; Mormyridae
Product: 5-hydroxytryptamine receptor 3A
Exons: 9
Coding region: 116-1498 (460 amino acids)
Biological process (GO): chemical synaptic transmission; regulation of membrane potential; monoatomic ion transmembrane transport
Cellular component (GO): postsynaptic membrane; synapse; neuron projection
Molecular function (GO): transmembrane signaling receptor activity; neurotransmitter receptor activity; extracellular ligand-gated monoatomic ion channel activity
Source: RefSeq, a predicted model, not a curated record